CAAUGGGCGAAGAAAAAACUGUUUGUCAAAAUCAGAUGGAGAUUAGUGAACAAUAUUUACAGGAAAUUUUCUAGCCGGUAGUUUUGAUUCACGUCAGUUGAUAUUGAUAUUGCAUUAUUCUACCCAUCUGAUAUAACACAACAUUUUACGUAAUGGCAACAUACCGUCUCGGUAUUGUCGGUCGUUCGUUUGCUCGACUUCCGGUUCAAUCGGUGUUAAUUCCUCAGCCACUGAGACAAACGCUUCGAUGUUUCAAUUCUGCUGGCAAACAGACUUCGAAUGGUACCCUGCGGCUUGCGCUCAAAGGAGUGGCCGUGGGAGCUCUUGUGGGAACCGGUUGGUCUGGGUAUAACUUUUUCAAGGGAGAACCAAACGACCACAAGAUUCACGAAAAGACAGGGCCCAUGUACUUGAAUAAGUUGCCAGAUGUGAAAAUCGCAAGGAAAGUUGUAAACGAGAAAGAUGAUACUGGAUUGGACCUGGUGCUCUUUCAGUUCCAGACCUGUCCGUACUGUUGUAAGGUUCGUUCUUUCUUGGACUAUAGCGGGCUUUCCUAUUCAAUUGUUGAAGUGGACGCAGUGCUUCGACAGGGAAUCAAAUGGUCCAACACAAAGAAAGUACCGAUUAUGCUGGCAAAAACUCGAUCAGGGAAAUACGUUCAGUUGACGGACUCCAGCAUGAUUGUAUCAGUGCUGUCGAGUUUCUUGCAAGAUAGAGAUCAGGACAUUGGCGAUUUGGCGAAGUAUUAUCCUUCGAUUUCCUACGUGAACGAAGUUGGUAAAAAGACGAGUGACAUCAUGAACAAGUAUUUUCUGAUGCUGCAAGACAGGAAGAGACAUACAUCGGAUGAUGCGCAAGACGAGGAACGUAAGUGGCGAUUGUGGGCGGACGACCAUUUGGUACAUCUUAUUUCGCCGAAUGUUUACCGCACAAAGGACGAAGCGUUGGAAACGUUUGAAUGGUUUUCAGAGGCCGGUGAAUGGGAUGUGCACUUUCCCAAAUGGGAGCGAAAUAUGAUGGUGUAUAUUGGCGCGAUUGCCAUGUGGGCUAUCAGCAAGCGGCUGAAGAAACGACAUGCUCUUUCGGAUGAUGUGAGGUCACAUAUCUACGAUGCCUGUGAUAAGUGGAUAGCGGCGAUUGAGAAGAAGAAAACACCCUUCUUGGGAGGAAAAAAGCCCAAUUUAGCUGAUUUGGCGGUUUUCGGCGUAUUGAACAGUAUGGAAGGAUGUCAGGCGUUUAAGGAUUGCCUGGAGAACACCAAAAUUGGUGGUUGGUUCUAUGCAAUGCGAAAAGAGGUGAUGAUAAAUCGUGGACAAAUUCUGUAGUUUUAAUAGUCAUUAACUGUACAGAAGUGUUGAUAAGCAUUCAAUUCUUGUCAAUUGUUUUAUCCGAAUUUCUUCAUGGAAACAGUUCACAUAUUUACAGAAUUAACUGGAGAAACUCAAGAAAUGCUUUGUGAUAUUGCGGAUGAAAUAUACAUUCUUAGUAUGUAGAACGAUGGAGGCGCCUGACUAUAAAUAGAUUUGUUUUUACAGUUUAGAUCAGUGAUCGAUAUCAACGAAAAUUGAUUUUGGGGGUCGACGAGUUCUAGAAAUCAACCCUUAACAACUUAUCAAUAAAGACAGCGCAGUUCGCGCUCAAACGAAA
Molecule: messenger RNA, 1647 nt
Organism: Toxorhynchites rutilus septentrionalis
Lineage: Eukaryota; Metazoa; Arthropoda; Insecta; Diptera; Culicidae
Gene: Su(P)
Product: prostaglandin E synthase 2
Exons: 3
Coding region: 153-1325 (390 amino acids)
Cellular component (GO): mitochondrion
Molecular function (GO): prostaglandin-E synthase activity
Source: RefSeq, a predicted model, not a curated record